GCCGCCAUGUUAGGUCGGGACGGUGAACUCGGGCUCGGCUGAGGGGUGACCCACCGCCCGUCGCCUCCCCCCUCCGCCUCCUGGCGCGCGUGGAAGUGCAAGCGGCACCCCUGCUUCCCGGCUCCUCCCCCUCCCUCCGGCCUGGGGUUGUGACGGAGCCUCUGGGAGCGGCGGCGGGGCUCGCUCUUCGCCCGAGGAUCCCGGCCGGCCGGGGCUCAUGGGGCGGGCGCGGAGGGGCUGAGCGCUGCGCGGGGGAAGCGGCGCCGGGGUCUCUCGCCGGCCCCUCUUCGGAGCAGGCAGCCGGAGUUGCAGCCGGGCCGGCUCCUCGGGGCUUGAGGCGGAAGCUAGAGCGCCCUCCGCCCGCUCUCCGGGAAGAGAGGGAGUAGCAGCAGAAGGCGAAGGGGGGGCCCCGCCGAAAGCAGAAAAGACCAUGGGGUGCAUUAAAAGUAAGGAAGAUAAAAGUCCUGCUAUGAAAUAUAGAACUGAGAAUACGCCAGAACCCACUGCCCCCCACGUCGGCCAUUAUGGAUCAGAUUCAACUCAAGUCAACCAGUCACCUGCAGUAAAGGGAUCAUCAGUUAAUUUUAACAGCCAUUCUGUAACUCCUUUUGGUGGGCCAUCUGGUAUGACGCCUUUUGGAGGAGCAUCUUCCUCGUUUUCAUCUGUGCCAUGUCCAUAUCCUUUAACAGGUGGUGUUACUGUUUUCGUGGCCUUAUAUGAUUAUGAAGCCAGAACAACAGAUGACCUUUCAUUCAAGAAGGGUGAACGGUUCCAAAUAAUAAACAACACGGAAGGAGAUUGGUGGGAAGCAAGGUCUAUUGCAACAGGAAAGAGCGGCUAUAUCCCAAGCAAUUAUGUUGCUCCUGCAGAUUCCAUUCAAGCAGAAGAAUGGUAUUUUGGUAAGAUGGGCAGGAAAGAUGCAGAAAGAUUACUUUUGAAUCCUGGGAAUCAACGUGGUAUUUUCUUAGUUCGAGAAAGUGAAACCACAAAAGGUGCUUAUUCCCUCUCUAUACGUGACUGGGAUGAGGUUAGAGGCGAUAAUGUGAAACACUACAAAAUCAGAAAACUUGAUAAUGGUGGAUAUUACAUAACUACUAGAGCACAAUUUGAAUCAUUGCAAAAGCUGGUCAAACACUAUACAGAGCAUGCUGAUGGCCUGUGUCAUAAGUUAACAACUGUGUGUCCUACUGUGAAACCUCAGACGCAAGGUUUAGCAAAAGAUGCUUGGGAAAUUCCUAGAGAAUCCUUACGGCUAGAAGUCAAGUUGGGGCAAGGAUGCUUUGGUGAAGUAUGGAUGGGAACAUGGAAUGGAACCACAAAAGUAGCAAUCAAAACACUAAAGCCUGGUACAAUGAUGCCAGAAGCUUUCCUACAAGAAGCUCAGAUCAUGAAGAAAUUAAGACAUGAUAAACUUGUUCCACUUUAUGCAGUUGUAUCUGAGGAGCCAAUCUACAUAGUCACUGAAUUCAUGACAAAAGGUAGCUUACUAGACUUCCUUAAAGAAGGAGAAGGGAAAUACUUAAAGCUUCCACAAUUGGUGGACAUGGCUGCUCAGAUUGCAGAUGGCAUGGCCUACAUUGAAAGAAUGAAUUACAUCCAUAGGGACCUUCGAGCAGCUAACAUCCUUGUGGGGGACAACCUUGUAUGCAAAAUUGCAGACUUUGGUUUAGCAAGGUUAAUAGAGGACAAUGAGUAUACUGCCAGACAGGGAGCCAAAUUCCCAAUUAAAUGGACAGCACCUGAGGCUGCACUGUAUGGUCGGUUUACAAUUAAAUCUGAUGUUUGGUCAUUUGGAAUAUUGUUAACAGAGCUCGUAACAAAGGGUCGUGUGCCAUACCCAGGUAUGGUGAAUCGGGAAGUUCUAGAACAAGUGGAACGUGGCUACAGAAUGCCUUGUCCUCAAGGAUGCCCAGAAUCACUUCAUGAGUUGAUGAAACUGUGUUGGAAGAAAGAUCCUGAUGAAAGACCAACAUUUGAAUAUAUUCAGUCUUUCUUAGAAGACUAUUUUACAGCUACAGAACCACAGUAUCAGCCUGGAGACAAUUUAUAAACCCAUAGCCUACAUACAGUGCACAAAUCUGCCAAAUGUAAAAUAUUUUCAAAAAAAUCCUUGCUGAUUUGAAGGACUCAGAAGAAAGCAAAUAGCUGUCAUUUGCAUGCUUGAUGGCUAGCAAACUGGAAUUCCAGAAUACAGGUGCACAAAACCACUUUUUAAAGUGUUAUUCCCAAAUAUACCAAAUGAUGUGAUAUUUGUCUCCCUUAUUGUUUCAGGGUCCAAAGAAAGAAUACUUUAAAAAAAAUGGGUGGUCCAGUUAGCAUUACCAUGGCAGUGUGGGAGCAGAGCUGCUUAACUCCUUAUUUUCUUCUUCUGACAUUUCAUCCGUUGUACUAAAGGCAAAAACAGCAAUUAUAGAAACCUCUAAAUGGAAAUGGUCAAAGGAUAACAAAACUUAUGGGACCAAACAAUUCAAUUCCAGUUUUAUAGAAAUGUCCUGUGAUCAAAAUAAAACCAAUUAAAAAAAUAUAGUCCUGAUUUGGGGGUUAUGUUACAUGAAUUUAAUUAAGGUAGGGGAAAUGGGAUUUUAAAAAAUAAAGAGAGCAGACAGUUUAUGGUAAACUUGAUUAAAUACUAGACCUCAGUAGUGAAACUGAAUAGCAUAAUGCACUGUGUUAAUACUUUAUGUUAAUGUAACUGGAAAGUAGCAUAUGGGCGUUACUUUUUUCCUGCAUAGCUUAAUUAAGAAUGAUGAAGUAACUAAAACUAUGGUUAUGUUAAUAGAGUGUAAUGUUCAAACUUGAAACCACAAAAUGCAAUCAGAGGGAAAGUAUGAAUCUAUAAUCUUUUGAGAUGUGUUCUUUCAAAGAGAAAUUUCCAGUGAAUCAUACCCUGGUUUUGUGUUUGGUUUUUUGUGUGUGUUUAUUUUUUGAGAAGAAGAAGAAACAGACCUGUGUGAGAGAAGAAUGUGGUUGAUUCUUACAAGUGCUUCCAAGGUAAAAUGUCACUAGUUCAGGGAUUUGUAUGGUUUCACUUGUACUUUUUUUUACAAAGUUGGUCAUAUGUUUAUACACACACAAAACAACAAAGUAUUUAUGGAGAAAAACAUUGAAAACAUUGAGUAAUUCAAUAUCUUCAGUACUGAGCUAAUGGUGGCAAACCAUUCAUGGGCAAGCAGUCCAGCUUUCAAGCACUACAUUUAGGCUCCAACUGAAAAAGAGGAGGAAUGGAGAAGGAGGGGCUGUACGUACAUAGCCUCCCCCCCCCAUUACAUGGAUAGGUAGAGGCCAGCAAGGGGAAAAGUCCAUCUCCCUGUCAAAUAGCAGUAAACUGGGAUUUUUACUGUACAAAAAGCGCUUUACAAGGACAUCACUAGCUAGUGGAUCUAAUUGCAUUUUUGGUUCCCCAUUCAGUUAGUGAUAUGCAUACACUAAUUUUCUUCCACAUGCAUUGUCUCCAGCUAUAUUGGGGCAUAGAGGUAUGUUCCAUAACCUCUGACAUAUCAAGCAAUAAAAUCCUAUUGAUAUUGUUCAGAUUUACCAGUUAUACUCUAAAUAUUGUUUGUUUUGCACUGCAAAGCUUUCUGUGAACUAUCAUCAGACAGAUCAUACAGAUUAUGUUCUGGUAUAACAAAUGUAAGUGUUCAGGUAAAAUUAUGCAAUGUUGCUCUGUUUUUCCUUAUAUAUCCCUA
Gekko japonicus is the source of this 3686-nucleotide messenger RNA. RefSeq names its product YES proto-oncogene 1, Src family tyrosine kinase (gene YES1). The record is from RefSeq and is a predicted model, not a curated record. Gene Ontology annotation, cellular component: extrinsic component of cytoplasmic side of plasma membrane. Gene Ontology annotation, biological process: protein phosphorylation; cell differentiation; innate immune response. Gene Ontology annotation, molecular function: ATP binding; signaling receptor binding; non-membrane spanning protein tyrosine kinase activity. NCBI's taxonomy places the organism in Eukaryota, Metazoa, Chordata, Lepidosauria, Squamata, Gekkonidae. Bases 431 to 2050 code for a protein of 539 amino acids. The transcript is spliced from 12 exons.